UAGUAAACUUUUUGUAAUUAAGGCAUAUAAAGAUGAAUCUGGAUUGUUUAUGUAGAACUAUGAAAAGUUUUCUCUUGGUGUUAAAAAAAAAUCUUAUGGUAUAGGGUUAGGAUUUUUAUUUCAAAAUAAAUGAUGUAGUCAUUUCAAGGCCAAAUUAAAAACAGAUGACUCAUUGUAAAUUCCAAUAGUUAAUUACUAAUGACUUGAAGAAGUCUGCUGAACAAUAGGCAUAGAGGUUUUUCUUUUUAAAGUUUUGAUAUUUAUUCUUUCUCUUCCUUUUGGCUCUACUAGAAUGAACAGAUAUAAACAGAAUUAAAAGCAUUUUACUGUAUGUUUGUUAUCAGCAUAUGUAGGAACAAAUGUUCUAGUACUUUGUGUUUAAGACAAAGUACAUUUACUUUUCAGUAUUCUCAAGUCUUUUAUAUUCUCAUGAGCUGGAACCACAAUUUUUAUUUGAAUUUGUUUCAUCUGUUUUACUUAAAUCAUGCCAUAAUUAAAAUAAUUAAAGCUUAUUCCAAUUAUUAAGUUAUAUUAUCUUUCUUAUUCUUUUUAAAGUUUAUGGUAUGUUGUUGAUUUUUUUGUUUAUUUGUUUUAGUGUUUGCUUUGCCUUAAUAAUUGGAAGCUGUGAUGUUGUGAAAUAAGUAUUUGAAAUUGGUGCUGUUGUGUGAUAGAUUUUUAUAUCUAUUACACAAUUUCAGGUUCUUCUGGUUUUUAAUUUAGAUUUUUAAUUUCUAAUUAUAAAUUUCAUUUAUAUUAAAAUAAAUUUCAUUUGUGUUUAGAACAUUUGUAUACUUUCCUCAGUAAAUCUGUGCCUAUCUAAUCCAAGUUAGAUUCAAGCCUAACUACAUGGCUUUGUAGAUGCCUUACUAUGGAUGGGGUACCCUGGUUACACAAAGGAUGCUCAAGUAUAAAUUAUACCCUUGGUCCAAUUGACAAAAAUUAAUCUAAUUUGUAUACUAGAAAUUCUCAACUUCCAUGAGUUUUAUAUCUUCAUGAGAAAAAGCUUUUAAAAUACAAGAUUACUGUCUUAAGUAUAUAUAUGUUUCAUUGUUAUUGUAGGACAAAUGCUUUGUAGGCAUUGACCUACUUAAUUCUUACAACUUCAAUGAAGUAGAUAUGAUAGCUAAGUAUUUUUUUAAUGUAACUAAUUUUAAUAGGCUAUGGAAAUUUUCAUUUUCCCCAUUAUAAAAUAGUUAAUUGUGGAUAUUUAACAUAAGAGAAAGUUGUCAGUUUGAGGUGAAAGAAACUGUUUAUUAUAGAAAAUGAUAAGGCAAUUAUGUGUGCAGCACAGUCCUACCUUUUGGUAGCUUACGUUGUGCUAUGGAUUAUGCACAAGUAAAUGGGCCUUUAUAAUGAAAUUCAACAAAUAUGAUCAGAGAAAAGUCAUUUUAAUAACUGUUCAUAUUUGGACAAGUAACUUUAAAUUAGAAGAAAAGUUAUUAUAAUACAAUGUAUGUGUUAAUGCUUGAGAAAAACAUUAGAAUGGUUCUGAACUGUUUUUGGAUCUUCCCAGAUAAAUGUUCACAUGCCAUAAUUUUGCAUAAACUUUAGGGUGUUUAUAGACUCUUUGAAGCUGAUCCAUGGAUCCCAGUUCAAGAAUUCUGAAACUGGAGAAAGAUUUACAUGAUGUACCAAUAACAUUCUCAAAAAAGGGCAUAUAUAUAUGAAAAUGAUCAAUAGAAGACUUCUUAACUGUAUACAGUUAAGAAUCUUUUGUUUAAUGAUUCAUGGCCUUCACAGACACACUGAAAUGCUGCAUGUGGGAAUUGCAUGUUUAGUCAUGUCACAUCAUCAUAUCACUAUUUUCACUUAACCAUGUUCAGUCAUGAACCAUAAACUGUACAUUGAGCCACAUUAGUAUGAACAAUUAGAAACCAGAAUUGAAACACACAUAUAACAUAAGUUAGGUUCAGUGUUCAGUAGUAUACAAAUUUAACCGAGUCAUCUUGUACUUAGAAAUUUGAUGAGUGAUUUUAAAUUUAUAAAAAAUUUAAAUUUACUGGCAAAGUUGGAAGUGAGGAUUUGGGGUAUAUUUCAGAUUUACGGUCACUUUCUUUGAGUUUUUGUUUUGUUUUGAGAAUGUAUUUCAGAAGUGCUAUUUUUUUUUAAUGAAGUUCAUACAAGUCUUGGAGGAAGAAGCCUGAUACAACCCUGUGUAAAACUGACUGCCCUAGAAUAUAAUACUUAGAAUCUUGUUAAGAAAAUUCAGAAUUCAUAGAAGUAUCCAUUUGUGAUCCCUACAAAUUGUAUGAUCACAUAAUGACUUGAAGUUGAGGCACUAAAACCACAGCCAAAAGGGCCUUCAUGGUCAAGCUCUCUUACUUUAUAUAGCUGAGGAAACUGAGCCUGGAUAGGUUGUAAUAGCAGUAGAAUUGGGCUUGAGCUAAAUCUCCUGAUACUCUGCUGUUCAUUAUAUUUCAUUCUGCCAUAUUUAAUGUAGGUGUUUGCCAUUUCUCUUGGUGACAUCUUUGACUUUAGCAUAGUUACAUUGCCCCAAUGCAGAAAUACUGUUUUCUUAAUUAUAACUUGUACAAAAGAUAUCAAUUCAUUGGCUUAAAAGAUAAAUCUAUUUUUUAGUGAGUAUAUGUAGUCAUUUUUUGGACAUAAGUGCCUAUAUGUAAGGAAAUAGACCCUUUUCCGCAGAUCUUGCAUUUGAAUACCCAAAGCAUGGAUAUUUUACCAUGGUUACUAGAUUUGACUUCUGCUUUUUAGCUCUUCUUUUACUUGAUGACCUUAAGACUGUUUGUGAUUUUUUUUUUUCUGUCAAAAUUCAGGAAUUUUUCAUGAUGCCAUUAAAACAAUUCUUCUCAUGUUACUUCCCUGCACCCCCAAAUUAAGUAGAGUCUUUAGUAAGACUCUUAAUUUCAUAAUUUUGUAGUAUUGAUAUUUUUUCCUUGUAGGAUUGGUGGUGAUCCUCAGGAAAUGGGGGAAGAGGCAGAGCAAAUAUUCAAAAGGAUUAGCAGAUUGUGGAAAAAAGGAGGAUUUGGACAGAAGGAACCUGUCGCAUAAAUUCUUAACUACUAAGCUUAUAGGAAAACUCCAAUAUUUAAAAUUUUAAACAAAGCUUUAUAGCAAGGAGUAAAUAAUGCUGAAAAAUUUGACUAUGUAAUGCAGUUUUUGAACAAGAUGGCUGGUAAUGAAUAUGUUGGAUUCAGUAAUGCAACGUUUCAAUCUGAAAGAGAAAGUGGAGAUCGAAAUUUUGCAAUAGGAUAUUACUUAAAAGAAAAGAAGUGUUUUCCAGAAGGCACAGACAUGGUUGGUAUAUUAGACUUCUAUUUCCAGCUGUGCUCCAUUGAAGUGACUUGUGAAUCAGCCAGUGUGAUGGCUGCCACAUUGGCUAAUGGUGGUUUCUGCCCAAUUACUGGUGAAAGAGUGCUGAGCCCUGAAGCAGUUCGAAAUACACUGAGUUUGAUGCAUUCCUGUGGCAUGUAUGACUUCUCAGGGCAGUUUGCUUUCCAUGUUGGUCUUCCUGCAAAAUCCGGAGUUGCUGGGGGCAUUCUUUUAGUUGUUCCCAAUGUCAUGGGCAUGAUGUGCUGGUCUCCUCCUCUGGACAAGAUGGGCAACAGUGUUAAGGGAAUUCACUUCUGUCAUGAUCUUGUUUCUCUGUGUAAUUUCCAUAACUAUGAUAAUUUGAGACACUUUGCAAAAAAACUUGAUCCUCGAAGAGAAGGUGGUGAUCAAAGGGUAAAGUCAGUCAUAAAUCUUUUAUUUGCUGCAUAUACUGGAGAUGUGUCUGCACUUCGAAGAUUUGCUUUGUCAGCUAUGGACAUGGAACAGCGGGACUAUGAUUCUAGAACAGCUCUACAUGUAGCUGCUGCAGAGGGUCACGUUGAAGUUGUUAAAUUUUUGCUGGAAGCCUGCAAAGUAAAUCCUUUCCCCAAGGACAGGUGGAAUAACACUCCUAUGGAUGAAGCACUGCACUUUGGACACCACGAUGUAUUUAAAAUCCUCCAAGAAUACCAAGUCCAGUACACACCUCAAGGAGAUUCUGACAACGGAAAGGAAAAUCAAACCGUCCAUAAGAAUCUUGAUGGAUUGUUAUAAUGGUCUUAAAUCCCAAGAUUUAAAUUACUUACCUAUUUAAUUGUGGAAAAUGAUUAUGAAGAACGUGUGUAUUUCUAUCUGGUAGUGAUGUAUAUUUUACAACAUUUGUCAUUUCAGUGUUACUGGAGUUUUCUUCAUUGUGCACACAGGACAAAUCUGAUCUCUUUGGGAAAAAAUAGAAAUAAAACAAUCUCCCUCCAUAAUGUGAGCAAUAUUUACCUCGUGCAUUGUAUAAUUUGAUGUAAAAGAAAUAGUUACCAAUGCUAGCUUAACUGUGUGGUCUUCAUGAUUUAUUUGUGUGUUUUGUGAAUUUUCAAUUUAUGGUGAUGAUCUGCUGAUAUGCAUUUAUAAAUUAAGCUCUGUUGUACAGUCUGUCCAAAUAGGUCAAAGCUGCCUUUAGAAACAAAUAUUGUGAGUUUCAUGACUUCAAAUAUAGAUUUAGUAUGAGUGUUUGAACAACUAUAUGCACUUACGGUUGUGUGUUUAAAAUGUGUCCCUCAUGCUAGUUUCAUGAUGUGACUCUUAAAAAAAUUAUAAUAGUUAACAACUGUUAGUUAGGAUAGACCAACUCUGAUUAGACUUUAUCAGGGAAUCUGUUUAAGAUAUGUUUGGUGACCAAAACAUGUGUGAAUGUAGUUACAAUACUUCUGAAAAAUAUUUCCUUUUUCUAUAUCCCCUUAGUCCAGCCUCUCUUCUCAGACAUUUAGCUAUCUGCCUCUUUCCUUUUGCUGGGAAAGUGAGUGCUGGCAAACUAUGCAGUCUGCAUGUUUUCCACAGUAAGUCAGAAAAUGCCUCCUGUUUCUGGCAUCAGAGCUAUAACUUUGCCAUUUGUCUACAGAAAAUGAACCAGAGACAAAAAUCACUAAGCUAAGUGUAAAUUAGUCAAACUUAUCAGUCUAAAAAAUGAAGAGAUGUGCUACUGUAGCUCUUUGAUAACAUUUUUUAGCUUCUAGGAUAAAGAGAAAUUCAGAAAUGCUCUAAGCUACCAAAGUUAUUCUGAUAGUAUGAGAACUGCUACAAAUAACAUUUGUUUUUAAGUCUGUCAUUAAAAGUCUGAAUCAAGAUAUCUGUCCUCCCUGGAGGAGACCAAAGGAUCACUCCAGAUUUCUUCUGAUUCUCUACUAUAUAAUUCUUGGUGGGCUCUUUUAAUAGUAAGAAAAGGCCAUUUCAUUUGAAAUUGUGACCCAUUAUUUCUUGGUCAUGGGGAGGUAAUUCAGAAUUAAUUUACAAAGUAGGUAAAAGGGGCUUCAAAACUUAAAGAACAGGAUUUGCUAGGAAUUGCACAUAUAUUUUAUCCUAUCAUACCUUAAAGAGGUAAAGGGGUAUGUUAGUGAGGAUUUCUGAUAUAAAGCACACACACACACACACACACACACACACACACACACACACACACACACGGACUUCUCUGAAGCAGUGUUUAGUAAAAUAAGCAAAAUUCUCAACUAUGUGAAUGCUAAUUGUUACUACAUAUAGAAAUUUCCUUAUUUUUUUUCCUAUCAGCACAAACUGCUGCUUUCAAGCUUUAUGAUGCCUGAUGGCACCUUACUCAUCCAGCAGCCUCCAGGUGCUUUGAUUUUUGCCCCCAGUCUAAGGCAGUGGCUUCAGCCUUGCCCUCCCUUUACCCACAUCACCUCUCUGGUGAAGCCAAGGCCAGUGUUCCUCACUCCACUGCAUCAGGCACAAAGCUGUUCCUGCGUCUGAGCUUCCGUGCGGAGGACGGUGGGUGGGCGGUCAGCCCUGCUGCUGCGUCCUUCCCCACACACCUGUCAAGCCGUGCAGACAGGUAGCAUUUGCAAGAUGCUACACAGGAGCAGCAUUAUCCCCAAAGAUAUUACAGGGUAGACACAUUUUAAUUGAAAGCAAUUGAGAUAACUCUGUUUAAACAGCACCUUGUUUUGUGUAAUUAAAAUGAAACAUUAAGAUAGUUGAACUGUGUGGCUUGAAGAUUACCAAUGAUUUUGAGGCUUUUCUCUAAUAAAGAGAGGUUCUAACUAUUCUUUGGGAACAAAGUUUUCAUCUCUUCUCAGAUCAAAACUGUUCUGUGAAAUCUUUGUCGUUGAGUUAAAUGUGCCCUAAUUUACCGCUGAUGUUAUUUAUGACUAUGCGCUGGUUCCUGCUCGGCUGUUUGCUGUUGGCUGGUGAUCAUGAGUACAUUUGGUUUAAAUGCUUGUUACUCUGCUGUUAACUGCUGCCAUCAGCAACUCCAAAGAUCUUUUUGUUUUGGCUUUAGGAUCAUAUGUGCUUUGUCUGUAUCAUGAGAGCUCUAUAUGGUCAUGUUAAUUUAAAGCUUUGUAUACACUGUUGUUUUUGCUGGUCUGGUUCUGCUGGUCUGAUCCUUGGUAAUAUGCUGAACCCCACUGCUGCCCUACUCUGCCCUUUAGCUACAGAGCUGGAUUAGCUAUUGACCAUCGGAUGCUUUGUCUGGCAGGGACUGAAUGACCUGAUGGUGGAUUUAGACUCUUCCUGGGGAUUACACAGCUAUGAAUGUAUUUGCUUCCAAAAUUUCCCAAAGUGAAUCUAAUCUUAAAACUAGGAGUUGUAAGUAUUCUGAAAUUGGGAAACAUUUAUUUUAAAUGAAAUCAGGUAGUGUUGCUUUUUAAAGCAUAAUAAAUACAUGUAUCAAAAAAAAAA
Microcebus murinus (gray mouse lemur) is the source of this 6678-nucleotide messenger RNA. RefSeq names its product glutaminase (gene GLS). Gene Ontology annotation, molecular function: glutaminase activity; protein binding. The record is from RefSeq and is a predicted model, not a curated record. Lineage: Eukaryota; Metazoa; Chordata; Mammalia; Primates; Cheirogaleidae. Gene Ontology annotation, biological process: L-glutamine catabolic process.